AUGGACUUGCGACGCUGGAGCUUCGUCGUCACGGCGCUAUUGCUGCCACAGAUGCUACGAGCGUCUGAUAUCAAGCGCUUUGUGCUCUCAUGGACAGGCAGAUCAAAAAACAUUUCACCACAUCAGACGCUGGUGCCGCUGGAACUUUCAUCCGCUGCAAUGACGGAUCUUUUGCCGACGUCCCAGAACUUCCUCUCGCCCAUCGAGUUGGAUACGUACGUAAACGGCGCCGAGUGGAAGCUGAACCAAUGGAGUGUACCAUUGUCAAAAAUAUUGACGCAAUCAAGUGGUAGUGACCAGUCGGUGGUAGUGGACGUGCAGUUCGAUGACGCUAUGGAUGUAAACGUCUCGAAGCUGGUGAUCCAAGCGGACAAUAAACCAAAAGACGUGGAUGUGUCGCUCACUUUUGGGACUAAUGCACUCUCUGGACUCAAAGAGCUGAAUCUGGUUCAUGUGGUUAGUAUGAAGACCACGUUUGAGAACAAAUGGCUGCCUGAAGGAGUGAAGCUGAAUCAUUUGAUCUUUGAUAGAGCUACGGUGGAAAAAUUGGAGCUGGAAACGUCGGUAACGAUACAGCAAGUGGUGAUCCGUCAUUGCAACUUGUCAUUUCCUACGGCAGUAUUGGAAUUAGAUACAGCAGUCAAGUCACUGAUUUUAGAGCACAAUACGAUUGUGGGACCUAUCGUGUUGACGAAGAAUGAGUACGCUCAGCUGUCGAGUAUCUCGGACUUCAAAGCGACUGCGAAUAUUGUCGACUUGUUAAGUAGUGGGUCGACGUCGUGUGUUAUGGAAGAAACGAUCGGUGGUCUGACAAUUUGUAUUGCCAACGACGUGCAAAGUAAGGCUCGCUCAUCUUAUAGCAAUAAGAAUGCCACUGGAUCUCUCGAAACACAGUCAGCUAACACCACUAGUACUCGGGCUGCUUCGUCAGUUAGCGCUAUUAUGAUGGUGAGUGCGUGCACGUUGGCUCUAGUAGUGGUUCUGUCUUUCUUCCAUCGAUUCAAGAGGAAGGCGAGCAGAUUUGUCGACGAGCGACUGACGUUUUCCAAUCGUGAGGACGGCUUGCUUACCGGUAGGGAAGUCGAGACGGGGUCGCAGCUUGCAGUAACGGGUGACGCAAAAAUCUUGGCAGAUAUGGAUCUCGGCAAGAAUCAGGUGAUACUUCACAAGAAAUUAGGGAUGCAAGGUCUGUGGCUUGGUGUAUACAAGGAAACCAAUGUUGUUGCGCUAAGGUUUAUACCUCAGGAGCUGCACAUGUCUCUCAAGGAACUUAAUGCUGUCCGGAUGUCGUAUGUUCCGUUUCGACAUGAUAAUAUCGUGCGCUUCUUGGGAACUAGCUGGACAGAUCGCGAAGAGAUUCUUAUAGUGGUGGAACACAUGCCGAUGGGCAGCUUAAGAUCGGUAUUGGCAGAUGAGGAAAUCCAUCUUUCAUGGCCUAAGCGGCUUCAAAUGAGCAAAGAUAUUUGCAGCGGAUUGAACUUCGUGCGUUCGAUUCAGGGAACCAAGUUGUCUCGAAAUUUGACGGCCAAGAGUGUGCUUCUUGACGAGCAGUUUAGUUGCAAGCUGGAUAUUUUCGACUACGCCUCGAGUCUGCGGACAGAACUAGUGCCUGCUCGGUCGUUUGGCAACGGAGACAUAGCAUCACGGGCACCUGAAUUGCUCAAAGGAGAUAAUAUCACUGAUGCCGCUGAGGUAUACGCGCUCGGUGUUAUUUUCUGCGAGAUCUCGUCACGGAGCAAGCUGUUUCAGUACGUUUCUGAGGAACGUGGGCCCACUAUGGCUGAUGUUUUUAUUGCGACCGAGGUGGUUGCGCGGCGAUUGGAACCGUUGCCCGCAGAGGACGCUCCGGCUGACUUUCAAGCGUUGGCUCUGCGAUGUAUCCGCUACGAGCCGUCAGAACGACCGAAAUUGAGCGAGAUUUGUAGCAUGAUUUCUGAGUACAGUAUAUAA
This is a messenger RNA of Peronospora farinosa, 1950 nucleotides long. Lineage: Eukaryota; Oomycota; Peronosporomycetes; Peronosporales; Peronosporaceae. The record is from the annotation of a GenBank genome assembly.